Molecule: messenger RNA, 303 nt
Organism: Menidia menidia (Atlantic silverside)
Lineage: Eukaryota; Metazoa; Chordata; Actinopteri; Atheriniformes; Atherinopsidae
Source: the annotation of a GenBank genome assembly
AUGCCCCCCGACACCCCCCCAGCAGUCCCAGCAGGGCCUCCAGAGCCCUCACCCCUUUCCCCUCCCCCUCUGCGCGCCCCUACACCUCCUCCCACCACGGUGGCCCCAUCCAGGCUGCUUGGCUCCGAACGGAUACGUAACCGCAGCGUGUGGCGUGUUCAGCUGCUGGCGGUGGUGGAGAACGUAAACCAGGCCAAAGCCAAAUACAUCCAUAAUGCCGACGUCGGAAUCCCGGAACAAGACCGUUGUUCCUCAGGUGGAGUGGGCAGCCAAUCAGAGAACGAGAGGGCGUGGUUGCCAUGA